AUGGCGCUUACACAGUCAGACCAGAACAGAAUCGAUGAUGACGUCCUUGAAUCACUGGCCUUCCCUGAGAUGCUAGAUCGGCGAGACAACAUCGAACAACGUCAUAGAACGACAUGCGAGUGGAUCUUGGAGCUGGAAGAAUAUAAGUCCUGGAAGAGCAACUCUCACGGUCUGCUGUGGAUUAAGGGCAAGCCUGGCGCAGGUAAAUCGACACUGAUGGCUUACCUGCAUGACGAGGUAUGGGAGUCACAGGACAGUGGCAAUGGAAACGGCAUCCAGCUUGACUUUUUCUUCACUGCUCGAGGAACGGACUUGCAGCGCAGACCAUUAGGUAUGCUCAGAUCGCUGUUGAACCAAAUUUUCCGCAGCGAUGAAGCCGUGCGACCUCCCUUGCGCGAGUUCUACUUGGAUCGAAGCAAGAAGGUUGGUAACGCGCAUAACUGGAAAUGGCCCCAGAUCCGGCUCGAAAGAUUAUUAGUAGAAGCAAUCUUGGGAUCGGCCAGCCGUCAGCCCGUAACCGUUUUCGUUGAUGCCCUGGAUGAGGCUGGUGGCGAGGCUGCUCAGCAGCUAGCAGACUAUUUCUACCGCCUCAAUGAUGCGGCAGGGUCCAAAUCCGCCGUCAAGAUUUGCAUCUCAUCCCGACAUUAUCCAAUCGUCAAUAGUCCCGGGGCCAGGGAGAUAAUUGUUGAGGAGCAUAAUCACGAGGACAUUUCCACCUACAUCAAUGACAAAAUCUCUGAGACCUCAAUCAUCUCCCACGCUCCUGAUCAAGAAGCUUGGAGGAGUCUACGGAAGUUGUUGAUCCAGCGCACAGAGGCAGUGUUUCAAUGGGCCCAUACCAUCAUUCCUCUUGUCCAGCGAAAACUUUCCGAUGGACAUUCUCCUAAGGAUAUCUGUCGCUGGUUACCCGACGUCCCAGCUGACUUGGGGAACAUGUACAAAUACAUACUGGAGUGGGUUAUAGAUCCUUCAGAGCGGCCCCAGGUGUUCCUAUUUUUUCAGUGGGUAUCACUAGCUGAGCGGCCAUUGAGCGUGACGGAGAUACGUUAUGCCUUGGCAAUGAAGGAUGCCAAGAUGACACAACACCGAAUACAAUGGGAGAAGAUUGAGGAUUUUGUCGAAUCCAACGAGAGUAUGAAGUGUAGGAUCAAGGCGCUUUCCGCCGGACUUGCCGAAGUAACGUCGGGCCAGGAAGGUGGCGAGACUAUACAGGUCGUCCAUCAAUCAGUCGGUGACUUCUUACGCACAGAAGGGCUUGCCAUCUUAAGUGGACUUGCCGCUGCUCAUACGUCACCUCUGAACGGCGAAGAUAUCAUCCUUCAGAGCCAAGCAACGCUCUAUCACUCUUGUUUAGUGUACUUUGCUAGAGAGGGGUUACCAAACAGUGAGCGCAAUCGUUCACAUGGCGAUGUGUCUGAUUUGUUCACAGAGCGACCAUUGCUUGACUAUGCGACCUGUUAUAUUUUUGUCCAUGCAGAAAAGGCUGGCAAGUGUCGUGCGAAAAAGAUACAUACUGAGGUACAACAACUGGAGCAGUUGAUUGAUCGAUGGGUCCAUCUCUACUUCAUACUGAACCGACACGAGACAGAGUUCCCGCUACCAGGAACCACUCUCAUUCAUCUCGCUGCAACGGCUAACCUAGUUGAUCGUACACCUCUGUUAUGGGCAGCACGUCUUGGCCGGUUGGAAUUCGUCAAGUGGCUUUUGCAAAGCGGGGCAAAUGUGAAUACGCGAACGAGUGCUGGAUGUGCCCUGCAGGUAGCUUCAGAGGCAGGACACGAGGACAUGGUGCAACUGCUACUAGAAGCUGGAGCAGACGUCAAUAUCCGGAGUGGCCCCAACCUCAACGCCCUAAUAGACGCCGCAUCUGUUGGAAACGCCGAGAUAGUGCAAAUCCUCCUCGCCGCUAACGCCGAUGUCAAUGCUCAGAGUAGUUAUUAUGGUAGCGCUCUGCAAGCUAGUUUGAUAGCAGGUAGUUUGGAGACUACCAAAAUACUACUUGCUGCCGGUGCCGACGUCAAUGCUGAAGGGGGAUUUCAUGGCAAUCCUCUGCAAGCUGCUUCAGAUAGAGGGAGCACCGAGAUGGUUGAAAUACUACUUGCUGCUGGUGCCAACAUCCAUUUCCAGGGCGGGAGAUAUGGCAGUGCUUUACAAGCUGCUUCACGCUCGUGGAACGCCGAGAAAGCACAGAUACUACUUGCUGCUGGUGCCGACGUCAAUUCCCAGGGUGGAAUUUAUGGUAAUGCUCUACAAGCUGCUUCGUCGGCGGGAAAACCAGAGACAGUCCGAAUCCUACUUGCUGCCGGUGCCGAGGUCAAUUCCCAGGGUGGAAAACAUAGCAAUGCUCUGCAGGCUGCUAUACAUAUAGGGAGCACCGAAACAAUACAAAUGCUACUUGCUGCCGGUGCCGACGUCAAUUACCAGGGCGGAGAAUAUGGCAAUGCUUUACAGGCUGCUUCAUGUAUGAGGAGCGCCGAGAAAGUAAAAAUACUACUUGCUGCCGGUGUCAACGUCAAUUCCCAGGGCGGGAUAUAUGGCAGUGCUUUACAGGGUGCUUCAUAUAUGAGGAGCGCCGAGAAAGUAGAAAUACUACUUGCUGCCGGUGCCGACGUCAAUUCCCAGGGUGGAGAAUAUGGCAAUGCUCUACAGGCUGCUUCAUCGGCGGGGGAAUCCAAGAUAGUCCGAACUCUACUUACUGCCGGCGCCGACGUCAAUUCCCAGGGUGGAAAAUAUGGCAAUGCUCUGCAAGCUGCUUCAUCGGUGGGGAAACCCGAGAUAGUCCGAAUGCUCCUCAAUGCCGGCGCCAAUGUCAAUGCCAAAGGGGGCUACUAUGGUAGCGCUCUAGAGGCCGCUUCAUCAUGCAGCAAUGCUGAAAUUGUACAAGUGCUCCUCGAUGCUGGCGCCAAUGUUAUUACCAAGGAAGCCGCUCCAUUUGGUCAAAGUUCCAAAGAUAGGUCUACAGCGGCUUCGAAAUGUUUGGUCUGUUGA
Penicillium coprophilum is the source of this 2988-nucleotide messenger RNA. RefSeq lists its product as uncharacterized. The coding region runs from base 1 to 2988 and encodes 995 amino acids. Gene Ontology annotation, molecular function: protein binding. The record is from RefSeq and is a predicted model, not a curated record. The transcript is spliced from 3 exons. NCBI's taxonomy places the organism in Eukaryota, Fungi, Ascomycota, Eurotiomycetes, Eurotiales, Aspergillaceae. Gene Ontology annotation, cellular component: nucleus; cytoplasm.